Rhopilema esculentum is the source of this 3447-nucleotide messenger RNA. RefSeq lists its product as uncharacterized. The record is from RefSeq and is a predicted model, not a curated record. Lineage: Eukaryota; Metazoa; Cnidaria; Scyphozoa; Rhizostomeae; Rhizostomatidae. Gene Ontology annotation, biological process: regulation of transcription by RNA polymerase II. Gene Ontology annotation, molecular function: DNA-binding transcription factor activity, RNA polymerase II-specific; RNA polymerase II cis-regulatory region sequence-specific DNA binding. Gene Ontology annotation, cellular component: nucleus.
UAGAAAAUUCAUAGUACAAAAAUUUUAGAAAAAUUUCACAAGAGAUCAAAAUUAAUAGCUGAAUACCCAAGAAGCAGAAAAUCUCUUGACAAAAGGUUUUACAGAUUCAUACAAAAUUACUGUAACUAUUUUACAAAAAAUGUGAAAAAAUUGGAGACAACUUGUUAAGUGAACCUUCAGUAAAAAGUUCAUACAAAAACUACAAAGUUGUCAUCUUUCAAUAUAAGGUCAUACUAACAAUAAUUCAAAGGAUGCUUUUAAAUUAGUGGCUUGUUCGCAUAGAAAAUUUUAUAGAGGGAAAUAUGAUACAGAAAUAAAGAAGAAAUAUAUUAACAAGUUAAAUCUUUUAUCAUUCUAAAUUGGAACGAAUUACCAAUUUUUGCUCCAGGAAAUGUGUGUAAAAUAUAUCUGGCUAUAUAGGCACUACUCAGUCAGACUGGUAAGGUUUUUAGAUUGGUAAGAUUGCCUAUGUUCACAUUUUUUUAUAAGGUUCUGGCUAAAACAGCUGACCAUUUUUUCAAUUCAGUUGGGGAAAUUAAAAUAUCAAGUGAAGAGGCAAAUACUAAAAAACUACUUACAUGCUAUGAACUAUGAAACAAAACUAGCUUAUUUAUAAUCUUAUGCAAAGCUGACAAGGUAAAGGUCUAUUUAUCCAUUAGCUACAAAUGUAUAUGCAACAAAUGUGAAACAGAUAAGUUAAUUUGAAGCUGAACAGGCUCAAUAACAGACUUUUUGUGCAGCAGCAUCAGGCCAAACUUGAGCUUAAUUUGUUACUGUCUGUAAAUCAAUAACUUGUCUCAUUCUUGUGAAGAACAAAAAUCAAGUAUGAUGAUUAAAUUUCACUAUGAAUUGAUUGGAUUUCCGACAACAAAGACUAAAAUUGACGUAAAAUUUGUCUAAUUUUAUUAAAAGUUAAUAGGUAAAUAAAAAUUGUUACCACGAUGCAUGUUAUCUUUGUUCACAAAACUUAAGGGAUGGCUUUGCCCAGGACAGACUCUAAAACCUUUACAACGACCUUUGCAACGGUUGUGCAAUAGGUUUUCAACAUAUGGUAUUUGUCGGCUGUCAUUAGCGGUCUGUUAUGGCCUACAAUAUCUGUAAUAGGUUUUCAAUAAACUACAAAGAAAUGGUUAUCGUUUAGUUAGUUUAACAGAUGCAAAAGGGCACCAAUCAUUCCCAAAUUCCCCUCUUUUACACAACGUGCAUGACUCGACAUGUUUUGCAGGACAAGAUGUGGGUGGGAAUCUGCACCAAACUUAUGAAGCUUAUGAAAAAAGGAAUACGAUAGCCUAAUGCCUUUUUAUUCACUUGUUACUCCAAACGAUAUUAUUUAUUUGGUUGCCAAUUUUCAUUAUCAAGCUAGAGCUCCAAAUUUACGAAGGUAACGAAAACAGUCAGCCAUUAUCCUUAGGCCAAAUUACCGACGAAAGGAUUAUCUGAGUUUGUGAAGAAACGGGUUAUUUCUUACCGAAUACAGAAGACUUCUUAGAUAACUAUCACAGCAAAGAUAUCAACAUCGCAAGAAUAAGAUUUCAAAUAGUAUUCUCCAUUAUUCCACUCGUCUCAAACUUCGAUCCUAAAAACGGUAAGUUCUCGCGGCGAUCGUCAACUAGCAGUGGAAAUCCAACUAAAACCGAAGAUUCUCGUAUGUUCCGAGAUCAUUCGUUAAACGAAAAUUUGAGUAUAUGUACCGACUAGAACCGAGUUCGAAAAUAGAAACACCAAGUGCUCAUGACAACAGCCAAACUUCAAACAACAAGACAUGUGAUUGGUUGAUUCCCAACUGCGUCACAAUCAAUUGUCGGGAUUAACAAACGAAAACCAUGAGAACGACCGAAAUAUUAUGAAAUUACCUCGAUCCUAUCACAAAUUGACGUCAGCAGACGUCAAUCGAAUCCUGCUCUACGAUUGGUUAAUCGCCGAGUAGCGAGAGUUAAAAAACAAGUGCGAGAACUUGGAUGGUCAGAAGCGAACAAGCCUCGGAAGUGACGAACGGACGACGAGAGGUGAAUCACUUUGGAAGAGCGGCGAAAGAAAAUAAUAUAACGGAUAUUACCAAGAAUACUAACUUAAUGUUUGCGGCAGUAGAUGAUCACGUGUGUGAUCCAGCAUCAAUGUUUCAGGACACUUUUAGUUUGUCUGAAUUUAUCUUGGGGCAACAAGAGGAAAACCAUCAAAUGCAGUCAACAUUCCCCCAAAUGUUGGAAAAAAAUUUAAUCAAAGAAGAGCUUGAUUCUGAGGAAGAAUAUCAUGCAACAUUAUCAGAAACCUGUCAAGAGUCAGCGAUGUCAUUGACAUACAGCCCUUGUAGUUAUGUGCGCCCAAACACUUUACCAGCAAGUCCGGCGUCUUGCUCAAGUGGUUGCUCUGGAUCUUCACCAACUGGAUACCAGCCUCCUAUGGCCUACGCCACUGACAGUUGUGGGCAAAAUCGAUAUUUAUGUGCACCUUUGAACGAGAGCACUCUGCCCUAUGCUGUUUACAUGGGGUAUCGUAGCAGGGAAAGAAAGCGGGACGACGAUCUUUGUUUUGAAGAUAGAGAAAAAAGAAGGGUACGAAGAGAAAGAAAUAAAAUGGCAGCGUUGAGAUGUCGAACAAGAAGAAGAGAGCGAAUCGAGACCCUGGAGCAAGAGACUACGGAGCUCGAGAGACAAAAUAAUGACGUCGAAAACGAAAUUUCAUCCUUACGCCUGCAACUCAAACAACUCGAACAACUGCUAAAAGAUCACAACUGUCCUCAUGGCAUAAUUGAUUAAUCCUUUUGUAGGCGAAACGAUAAUUUUCGCUGUGGUUUUGGUUAAGAUGUGACCAGAGAAAAGCUAAGCCAGGAAUUAUCUUAUAAGCAAGGUCAAUCUUGCGUUCGAAAAGAUUGCAUUGCGUAUAGAUUGAAAGUUUGCCUGUCUCGAUAUUUUCAUGGCUGAUAGAUUCAAAAACUUAAACGACCACCUUUGAAAAAUCAGGGUAAUCCUGAUAAAUUGAAAUACUUAUUUUCAUUUUUUCAAAGGCAGUGGCUGCUGGCGGGCUUUCUGCCUCCCAAAGAAAUGUAGAUUUAUCCUUUGGUUCACCCUUCAACAGGCACUCAUUCAAAAUAAGGCUGCAGGUGGAUUCUAGUUCCUCGUUAAUCAAUCUCUUGCUUAGCUCUCUUGCUGAAAUCCUAGCCAAAAUUUUUUAACGAAAUAAUCAUAUUGUAAAAUACAAUAAUAACUGUUUAACCAUUUUUUUGGUAGACGAUGCAUAUUAUAUUUAGAUACAAACCGCUUUAGCUUAGUCUAGUUUCAAAAUUUGUAGAUUAUAUAAUAAAGAAUAGUAAAAUGAAAAUAUUUUGACGCAUCUUAUUUAAGAAAAGCAUGAUUUAGAUGGCUUGAGAGAUUAUUUAUACUGCUAUGCUUUUUCGAUGGUAUUAGAAAGUUAAUUCAGCAAUGAAAUUGCAUAAAUAUUAUACGUUUU